Dreissena polymorpha is the source of this 1515-nucleotide messenger RNA. RefSeq lists its product as uncharacterized. The record is from RefSeq and is a predicted model, not a curated record. NCBI's taxonomy places the organism in Eukaryota, Metazoa, Mollusca, Bivalvia, Myida, Dreissenidae. The coding region runs from base 277 to 1515 and encodes 412 amino acids. The transcript is spliced from 5 exons. Gene Ontology annotation, molecular function: zinc ion binding; nucleic acid binding.
UUAACUAACGUUUAACAUAGACAGGGAAUAUAUGCAAUUGGACCAACCAGACGAAGUAGUAAUUUGCUAUUUUGCUUAUAAACAUUUGUAUCAAGUCAUCUUUAUAAAAGUGAAUGUCAAGUUUUAUGGAUUGUGUUUUUCUCGCCUCGUCUAAAAAUAGCAAAAAGCGAUGUGUUUGAGUUAGACCCAAUACAAAAUACAAAUGUAUACGGAUUACGGAUUAGAAGAAAACCGUCUACAGAGUUAAGCGUUUAUGGAGAGUUAAAAAAUACGAAAAUGCCAGUAUCCACAAAACAGGAAGAACUCACGAUUUCAUUCCUCGUCAGUACAAGAAAUGCAAUACCGAUGGAUGCCGUCGACGUAAUGUUCCUUUUCCGACUCGUGCAGAGUGGACUCAUUUUCAUGGCGAUGGCCGCCGGCAUUGUUUGCCUCUGGCAUAUCUUCUACUUUCGGCGGAAAAGCUGUGCUAACUCCGGCACCAUCUUUGGUAUUGUUUUUGCCGGUUUCGUGCACCUGAUUAUAUGUGUGCGCAUGUUAUCAAUAGCCGAAGAGCCAGUGGUUUUACCUAACCAAGCACCGGCUCAUUUGUGUUUGGACUACACUAUUCAGGCGUUGUAUGCGAAUUCGAUUGUCUAUAUUUUUAUUUUGCAUAAUUUAAUUUUUAACCAUGCACAAACGACAGUUGGAGCUUUGUUUAUCUGGAUAUUGUCAAUUGGCUCCAUAUAUACUGGUCUCGUAUUGAUAUGGGAUACGUCAGGUGCACAGGAUGUGGCACAUUUGAAUCAAAGGAACUUCCUGUCCUUCACGGAUUCUCCAAAAGGUCGCCUUGAGGCAUUCGUGUCAGUCUGCGAGAAACACCUUUCCAGCGAAAUUACAAAUGUGAUGAUCGAGUACUUGAUAUUAUACCUUCCGGUUAUAAUCAUAGUGACGUGGGCGCUAGCAAGGAACUUCAUGCAAACAAGAGAAGUGUCCAUGCUGAAGCUGGAUAUCCUUUCAAACAAAGAAUGCGUCACGAAUUCAAAAACCUGCGACUGUGUGAAACUUAACACUGUUCUGGUUGCCGUUUUGGUCAACUCUGCUAUACUGCUGUUUCUAGCGAAGCCGGGAUACAUGCUGUAUGCGUGCUUAACCUCGGGGUACUUCCGGGAUAUAAUUCCGAACAGUACGAACAGAACCCCCUCGCGAGUGACUGGUGACGAGUCGAGAAUCAAUAGGGUGGAUUCUAAAGCUCUAACGAAAAAGAAGGCUAUGCAGGCGAAGUUGAAGAAAAAGCCAGCCGUCAUGUAUGGACACUCGAACGCAGUCCGCCAGUUGCUUGAGGGACAGGUAGGAACACGUCCGGCGCCGUAUCCGUUACCACAGAGGCCCACACAACCGUCGAUUGGUUCUUUUCGUGGCUACUCUGGAUGGGGUCCCCAGCUCGGGUCAUGUUUUGCGUGUGGACAGUUAGGUCACUUCCGGCGGACGUGCCCCAACACCAGAGGUCAGCAAGAGAGCGCUCAGGCCAGGAAGUAG